AUGUCAACUGAUUUGAGAUCAGACUUAGUUUCAUUAUUUGAAUCAAUAAAAUCUAUUGAACAUUCUAUUGCUGAAAAAAAUGAAAUUUAUCUCAAUGAACUUGAGAAACAAAAAAGUUUGACAGAAACCUAUAACCAAUACCACAAUGAUUUUGAUCGUAUAAAUGCUGAAAUAAAGAAGAAUAGAAAAAUUUGUUGCCAAAUACUUCAAGAGAUUUCUUCAGUUAAACGUGAUUAUUCAUUUAGAAAUAACUACAACACCAAUGGUUUCUCUUUAUAUAAUACCUGUGAUACAAGAUCAGCUGAGUCUUGUCAAGAAACAAUACAACAAAAAUACAUUACACAAUACACACAACAACACAGGAUACCUUGUUAUAUACCUUGUUAUGUUGAGUUACAAUUUGAUUCUCUUCUUAGAUACCUAAAAUCAAAUAGAUUGACUCAUUAUAUUACUUUUAGUACUGAAAGUAGACAAAUAGAUUUGGUGAGACUAAAGGAAUUUUAUAGAAAUAGUUUCACUUUAAUGAUUGUUCAAAUGACUUGUGGAAAUAUGUUUGGUAUAUUCUUCAACAAUACUACUAAAUCUCUCUUUAAGAUUAUUUCACCAGUUCCAUAUGAAUAUGGGAUAAUAAAUGUUCCAUAUGAAUAUGGGCUAACAACUGUUCCAAAUAAACAAGACUCUUAUCUUCAAGUUACUAAUGAAUACAUAGACUACAGUUUUCUAAAAAUUUGUUUUAAUGGUGUUAUUGAAUUUAAUUUUAAUCCAAUGACUAAGAUAUGUGUAGAGCCUUAUAUGGAUUAUUUCUCACUUUAUUCAGUUAAUUAA
Molecule: messenger RNA, 825 nt
Organism: Entamoeba dispar SAW760
Lineage: Eukaryota; Evosea; Mastigamoebida; Endamoebidae
Exons: 1
Coding region: 1-825 (274 amino acids)
Source: RefSeq, a predicted model, not a curated record